Molecule: messenger RNA, 1173 nt
Organism: Nerophis lumbriciformis (worm pipefish)
Lineage: Eukaryota; Metazoa; Chordata; Actinopteri; Syngnathiformes; Syngnathidae
Source: RefSeq, a predicted model, not a curated record
AUGAAGACAUCCAGAACUGCCACCGCCUCGUCACUGGUAAAUGGGAAUCAAAGUGACGAGAGGCGGCAGAGGAAGAUGGCAGACAUCGCUCAAGCCUUGCAAGCGAGUCCAGCGGACGUGGCGGCCCUCAGGAGGAUGGCCAUUAGCGAGGGUGGCCUGCUUACGGACGAGUUGCGCUGUCAGGUUUGGCCGCGCCUCCUCAACGUCCCGCCCAACAUCUUGGAGCAGGAGCCAGAGAUAGUGGAGCGGAACAACAACAAGGACUAUAACCAGGUGCUAUUGGAUGUUCAGCGGUCACUACGAAGGUUCCCUCCAGGUAUGCCGGAUGAGCAGCGCGAGGGUCUCCAGGAGGAACUUAUAGACAUCAUCCUCCGCGUGCUAAAGCGGAAUCCUCAGUUGCACUACUACCAAGGUUACCACGACAUCGUGGUCACCUUUCUCCUCGUCCUGGGCGAGCGCUUGGCCACCGCCCUCGUGGAAAAACUCUCGACGCAUCACCUCAGGGACUUCAUGGACCCCACCAUGGACAACACCAAACACAUCCUCAACUACCUGAUGCCCAUCAUCGAGAGGGUUAACCCCGAGGUGCAUGAUUUCAUGCAACAGGCUGAGGUGGGCACCGUUUUUGCGCUCAGCUGGCUGAUCACCUGGUUCGGUCACGUACUGUCAGACUUCCGCCACGUGGUACGGUUGUACGACUUCUUCCUGGCCUGCCACCCGCUCAUGCCUAUUUACUUCGCAGCCGUGAUCGUACUGUACAGAGAAGAGGAAGUGCUGGAAUGCGAGUGCGACAUGGCGAUGGUCCAUCACCUGCUGUCUCAGAUCCCUCAGGAUCUGCCCUACGAGACCCUCAUCAGCCGGGCAGGGGAUCUGUUUGUUCAGUUUCCCCCAUCCGAGCUAGCUAGAGAGGCCGCCACGCACGAUUGCAUGGCGACCACCACCUUUAAGGACUUUGACCUGGCUUCGACGCAACAGCGACCCGACUCGGUGCUCCGUCGUCGGCGGAAGCAGCAGCAAGAGGUGCCCGAGCGCUCGGUAGUGGCCCGACCGUCUGUGACGCGCCGCUUCGUACGCUUGGCGGUAAUGGGCCUGACUGUGGCUUUGGGGGCGGCGGCGCUGGCUGUGGUCAACACCGCCCUUGAGUGGGCCCCCAAGCUGGACCUUUUUCCGUGA